GUUAACGGACCAAGUUCUUUGUCAAGUGACUCGAAACGCGAAUCACUUUACAUCUAGUGACAAAUAUUCGAAAUGUGCUGGAAUUGGCUGCACUGACUGUUCACAACCGAUUGCAGCGUUCACGUGAACUAUUGCUAUCAAUAUUUUGUGCAUCUCGUGUGUAUGCAAUAUUGAAGUUACAAAUUGACAGGAAACCGGCAUUCGGAUUACUUUAUCACAAACACGGCAUAGUUCAUACGGAUAAUCGUAAACGUAGAUUCGAACCCCACACAUCAGGAUGUCGACCAACGUAACGACGAUUUUUAACUCGUUCCAAGAUUACCUCAAUACGGAACAAGAACUCCGUGAGGAAAUCCGAACUAUCGUCAAAGAGAUUGAACAAAGUGCAAGAGAAAUUCUGAUGGUACUUCAAAAUAUUCACAAUGAGAAUAUGUCCGAGGAAAACACUAGUAUGCUUAGUUUCGGAACACUGCGCUAAGGCGAGGUGUCUGUUUGAAGAUGUACGAAAGGGCUAUGCCAAACUAGCCGUUGUUGUUCCCGAGAAUCAAUACUACCGAUUUCAUGAACAUUGGCGAUUCGUCACGCAACGCUUAUGCUUCUUGGCUUCCCUCACCAUAUAUCUAGAAGUCAAGAUCCUUGUGCACAAGGACACAGUUGCAGAACUUUUGGGAGUAAAGAGCAAUCGAGAGGAAGGAUUUCACUUGGAUCUUGAAGAUUUUUUGAUGGGACUUCUGCAGCUGUCUUCCGAAUUGUGCCGGUUUGCUGUCAACAGCGUAACAAGGGGCGACUAUGAUCGACCAAUAGAAAUAUCCAGGUUCGUCAACGAAUUGAACGCAGGAUUCCGACUCCUCAAUCUGAAAAACGACUCUCUUCGUAAACGGUUUGACGCCCUGAAAUACGAUGUUAAAAAAAUCGAGGAAGUCGUAUACGACCUCAGCAUCCGAGGACUAAAACCUGCAGCACCGCCUGCUGCAGUGGAUUCGAAGUAGAAAGGCAAUUCAACUACCACAAUAUAUUAACUAUUACUGACGAUACAAAGUGAGAAGCUGCACCAGCAUAGGUUUCCCAGCAAGGGUAAACAUGUGGACACAAUUCAACUUGCUUUCGAUAAUCUCCUCAAAAAUCAUCGCGACGGAGUACGACAGUGCCCAAUUUUUGUAAU
Messenger RNA from Diprion similis, 1162 nucleotides. It is a transcript of the gene trsn, whose product is annotated as translin. The coding region runs from base 423 to 989 and encodes 188 amino acids. Gene Ontology annotation, cellular component: cytoplasm; nucleus. Lineage: Eukaryota; Metazoa; Arthropoda; Insecta; Hymenoptera; Diprionidae. The record is from RefSeq and is a predicted model, not a curated record. Gene Ontology annotation, molecular function: sequence-specific DNA binding; single-stranded DNA binding; RNA binding. Gene Ontology annotation, biological process: RNA metabolic process. The transcript is spliced from 5 exons.